GAUAUUGUCAACAAUCUGUUUAAUAGUUACACGUUACACCAGACAUGGAGUAAUGUAAAAAAACAUAAAGCAACACUCCUUCUGUUUGCACAAAGUGGCAGUACUGCCCAGGACAAGUCUUCACCUAAGAAUACCCCUGAAAUUUUAGUGAAACAUCUCAAAAAUGUCUGCAGCUGGAUUUACAAAUCUUUUUCCUGCAUUGGUCAAUUGCUUUGUAAUCAUUAUAUUUGGUUACCUCGCUGGUUGGUUCAACGUUGUUACACCAAGUCAAGGGAAAGGAAUCAGUAACUUUGUUGCUACUUUUGCACUGCCUGCCACUAUUUUCAAAAGUAUGGUUGAAUUAAACUUUGCAACUGUGAACUGGUCUUUCAUGCUGGCGUGUAUGUUCGGUAAAGCAACUGUGUUCAUACUUGUAAUUGUGUUAACUCUUAUUAUGCUAAGAAGAAAUGGUGUUGGGCGUUCAGCAUUAUAUGCAAUAUUUGCGACACAGAGCAAUGACUUUGCCCUUGGUUAUCCUAUUGUUAAAGUUUUAUACGCCAAGACCCAUCCAGAAUUGCUUCAGUACAUUUACUUGGCUGCACCAGUAAGCCUUCUAAUACUUAAUCCUAUUGGAUUUAUAAUGCUGGAAAUAGAUAAGCAGUGGAGGAAGGAAGAUAGUGAUACUAAUGAUGGGAAUGAGCUCGACAGUUCACCGUGUGAUGAUUGUCCUUCAUCUGAGAGUUGCAGCACUGUGAAGUCGGUUGAGGUGGAAACAGCCAUCACCGGGUGGAAACUUGCAUUUAAAAUAUUCAAGGGGGUUCUCUUUAACCCAAUUGUGCUCAUGGUGUUUCUGGGCUUGGCAUUUCACUUUAUUUGUGGCGGGAAGCUGCCGUAUCUGCCCAAACAGAUACUCACCACACUAGCUAACUCAUUCUCUGCCACUGCUCUGUUUUAUCUCGGUCUCUCAAUGGUUGGGAAGUUAUCGAAACAAAAAGGAGUCAAUUUGCUGGUGCCAUGUGUGCUAAUAGUCGCAAAAAUUCUUCUGCUUCCGAUUUUGAUCCGUUUGUUCAUGUACCUCUUCUCAUCUGUGCUCCCUGUGCAUGUUCCUCAAAUCACAAACACAACAACAAAUACGAGCACAUCUUACUUAACAACGCUUUCAAACUUUGGGUUCCUAUAUGGGACUUUCCCUACAGCCCCAUCCGUUAUCAUUUACGCAACCAAAUAUGGCAUGGAAGUGGACAGGUUGGCUUCUGGAAUGGUGCUUUGUACAACAUUGUCAGCACCGAUCAUGUAUGUAAGUGCGUGGACACUCUCAAUACCUUCCAUGCAAUACAACUUCUAUAAAUCGCAAGUAAUUCUCGUUGACAGGGAUGUGAGCAUUGUGGGAAUAAUGUGCGCGCUUUGGUGCAUAGCAGUUUUUAUGGGCACAAAGAAAUUCCGAAGAGUUCCUCAUAUUAUCACCUUAUUUCUAACGUGUAGCAUGUUUUUCAUGUGCGUUGUGGCAGUGGUUGCAAUGUCCAGUAAAAGUUACAGCAACACUGCAAAGUUGAUAUGUUACGCACUGCUCUUUUUUGGAGUGAAAUCUACACGUCUUUUAUCGGUGUCUCUCGCUAUUUCACUUCUUGUCAUAAAGAUUUAUGGUGAAGCAAAAUUAUGGCAACUUAGAUGGUUCUUUAUAUUUGUACCAGGCUUACUAUCUGCAGGUCUUACAUUAGUUGUUAUCAGCGUAAGUGAUCACAAAGUGAUAGACCAGGUUGAUAAUCCCGUAUUUGCCCUUGGCUUUACACAGCAAAUUGCUUCUUGUAUUGUGAUUGGUCUGUGCCUCGCUACUACCAUCGUGUGUCUCGUAAUCUUGUUCAGAUUGCCAAACUUAUUCGAUUCUCACAAGUCAACACUUUCGAACUCUGACAGUUUCUCAUUAUCAGAAUCAGAAACGAAUGAUCUUCUUCCACAAUCACGUAAUGAAAGAUCCUCCAUCAGCAACUCAUCACUUAGUAGUGAUGUUAAAUGGUGGGAUCUACAUAGUGGAGAUAACGAAAUGGUGAAACAUGUCGUUCUGCUUCUCCUGCUUUCUCUAUCUAUGUUUAUUGGUUUGACACUCACAGCUUGGAGAGUGAGUGCCCACAACAUGCUUUCUGGGAUUUUCUUUGAAGUUUCUUUUCUUGAUUCUGUGUUCAACUUUGCUUUCUUGAUCUUUAUUAUAUUUGGAAUCGACACAGAACUUAUUGUGGAACCGUUCUUAAAAGCUUGGAGAAGUAUUUUCUUCCGUGACAACAAAGUAAGUCUUGCUCCUCUCUCCGAAGUUGAUAAAGAAAUCCUUCAACAAUGUUUUGUCUUCACCCGAUACCAUCUUGAACAUUGCAAGCAAGAUAUUGUGCAACCUCACAGGAAAGCAUUACAAACAUAUGAGGACGCUUUCUUUGGAACAGAACUUUGUACUUGGUUAAUUGAAGUUGGACUUGCACUCAACAGAAGGGAAGCCAUUAUAUAUGGACAGAAUCUAAUGUUGGGUCGUGUAUUACAUCAUAUAUCACACGGUCAUUACUUCCAAGACAAGGAUUAUUUGUAUCAGUUUGAAAAGCGACAUGACAAGAAACGUAAAAGAACAAGAGAAACAGUUUCAGGUGACCAGGGUUCUAACAGAAACCAGAACAACUGUGAAAGUGGUUCUUGUAGGAUUGAACAUCAUCUUGGGUUUGAGUUUGAAAUGUAUAUGACAGAUGCUGAUCUUGGAAAUUGGUCGCUUGCUACUCCAGCUAAAACAACUUGUGGCAACACAGUUAAACACAAACAACGUAGUCGUACACUGGAUGAUUUAAGUUCCCGUCCACAAGACACAAGUGAUGACAUGAUGCUAAACCUUGCGCAUGAUACGCUUAACCUACUACAGUAUGAACAAGCCAGCACAUCAAGGCAAGUUGUCCAUGCUGUUGUACAACCAACACCCAAAGAUAGUGAAAUACUGAAUGACUGUUUUUUCAAGCAGGUGGAAGAUUCGAAGUUUUAAGAUGUUAUAAUAUCAUGGUGCAACUGCUUGAUGAGUAUCAUCAAUUGUGUUUCUGGUACCAGUAUGUCAAGUCCACAGUGGAACUCCUGACUUAUAUGAUAGUCGGUGGCUGGUGCAUUAAUGUGCCUUAAAGGAGAUUCUUGACUUCAGUAUUUGUUGUUUUGUUCCUUAAUGUGUUUUUUCAUCGAAAAUAAUUUAUUGUUAAAGUAUUUAUUCUGUUGUAUACGUCCAGUAACUUAAUUGGUACGUAGCAGUUAAGCCAGUGUUGGUCGCAAAACGUGUACAAUAAAACAUUUUUACGAGAAUA
This is a messenger RNA of Ciona intestinalis (vase tunicate), 3296 nucleotides long. NCBI's taxonomy places the organism in Eukaryota, Metazoa, Chordata, Ascidiacea, Phlebobranchia, Cionidae. The record is from RefSeq and is a predicted model, not a curated record.